ACGCUAAUUGCAUUUGCCAACAAGUGGCUGACGCGAGAAGGUCGCCAUUGAGUAGAGCGCUAGUCUGAAGCAUUUACAACUGGAAAUGAAACUGAACUGAGAGCUACUAAACCGCAGCAGCUGCAGUGUACAAAGCCACUUGCAUUUAACAAUAUUCUGGAAACAAUAUUCGUAGUUGUGUGGACUGACUGUAUUUGUAUUUGUAUUUGUAGUGAAAAGUGCACUACAGUGGGAGAGCAAUGCAAGUGCGCACAAAGACCGCAAAUAAAACAAAAACGUAUAAAGCGAAAAAAACUUAAAAACAUAUUACAGCAUAUUUGAAUUAAAUUAUAAUCGUUCAGCUGCUGUGCUGUAAUACUUGAGUGCAUUGUGCAAGCGCGUUUCGUGCCAGCGAGUGGCGGCUGCAACGGCGGCGGUGAUUACAUCCCUGAGCGCCGCACAUUACGAUGAAGCGAGCGAAUGUUUUGUGGUUCCGCCAUGGCUUGCGUUUGCACGAUAAUCCAGCGCUGCUGGAGGCUGUUUCGGACAAGGCAGAGGGGGUGGCACUGAUACCGCUUUUCAUUUUUGAUGGCGAAAGUGCAGGCACCAACACGGUUGGCUAUAAUCGCAUGCGUUUCUUAUUAAACUCUUUGGCCGACAUAAAUAGUCAACUACAGGCCCUAGGCAAUACUGGUGGCGAUUUGGGUAAACUGUAUCUGUUUCAAGGCAACCCUACGGCUAUUUUUCGACGCUUGAAUGAGCACUAUCAGCUGAAUAAGAUCUGUUUCGAACAAGAUUGUGAACCAAUUUGGAAUCAGCGUGAUGACUCGGUGCGCGCCUUGUGCAGCGAACUAGGCAUUGAGGCUGUGGAAAAGGUCUCACAUACGCUAUGGGACCCGCGCACCGUCAUUAGUACGAAUGGUGGAAUACCACCGCUAACAUACCAGAUGUUUUUACACACCGUGGAAAUAAUUGGCUUGCCACCGCGUCCAGUCGAGGACCCCAACUGGGAUGGCGUUGAACUUUUGCAACUACCCGAGAGUCUGCUCAUGGAAUUGAACGCCUUUAGACAGUUCCCCAUACCAGAGGACUUUAACAUCUUUCCGGAUAGCGUGUGUUAUGUAGCUAAAAUGCAGUGGCAGGGUGGCGAAAAACAGGCCCUACUACAACUUGCCGAACGUCUUAAAGUCGAGGAGCACGCCUUCAAAAAUGGCUAUUAUCUUCCGAAUCAGGCACGUCCUAACAUAGUCGAGUCUCCGAAAUCGAUGAGCGCACAUCUACGCUUCGGCUGUUUGUCAGUGCGCCAUUUCUACUGGAGUGUACAUGAUCUCUUCAAAAACGUACAAAUGCAAGCUUUCUACCAGGGCAUUCAUAUGACUGGCGGCGAACACAUCACGGGGCAGCUCAUUUGGCGUGAGUACUUUUAUACUAUGUCCGUAAAUAAUCCUAAUUACGAUCGCAUGGAGGGAAAUGCGAUCUGCUUGAGUAUUCCAUGGGCCAAGCCAGUUGCCGAUCAGUUGCAACGUUGGCGCAGCGGUCAUACGGGUUUCCCGCUAAUUGACGCGGCGAUGCGUCAAUUGCUGGCCGAAGGUUGGUUACACCACACGCUGCGCAAUACGGUGGCCACUUUCCUGACACGUGGCGCACUCUGGCAAAACUGGGAGCACGGCUUGCGGCACUUUCUCAAGUACUUGUUGGACGCUGAUUGGUCGGUUUGUGCAGGCAAUUGGAUGUGGGUUUCAUCGUCAGCAUUUGAGCGCCUACUGGACUCCUCAUUGGUAUCAUGUCCGAUUGCCUUUUCGAAGCGACUCGAUCCGAAAGGCGAAUACAUAAGGCAGUAUGUGCCAGAGUUGGCAAAUGUGCCGCAGGAAUAUAUUCACGAACCUUGGCGCAUGCCUCAAGAGCUGCAGGAGCGCUAUGAGUGUCUAGUUGGUGUGCACUAUCCUGAGCGUAUUGUCGACUUGGCUAAAGUAUCCAAACGGAAUACACUCGCUAUGCAAGCGCUCAGACAUUCAUUGAUUGCCGAAGGCGCACCAGACGAAGGACCACCCCACUGUCGUCCAUCCAACGAGGAUGAAGUGCGUCAAUUCUUUUGGUUGGUCGAUUGAGCGGCGAAGAUCUUAUCUAAAUAGUAGAAUGAAUCGAAUUUUAUGUGUAACCAAAAAAAUUAUAUUGUGGAUUGGAUUAGACACUACAUACUCAGCAUGAAAUAUGUGUAAACCAAAAUUAUUCAAAGUAAAUCUGAGGUAUUCCU
This is a messenger RNA of Rhagoletis zephyria (snowberry fruit fly), 2233 nucleotides long. RefSeq names its product circadian regulator cryptochrome (gene cry). Gene Ontology annotation, biological process: circadian regulation of gene expression; negative regulation of DNA-templated transcription; entrainment of circadian clock by photoperiod. Gene Ontology annotation, cellular component: nucleus; cytoplasm. Gene Ontology annotation, molecular function: DNA binding; FAD binding. NCBI's taxonomy places the organism in Eukaryota, Metazoa, Arthropoda, Insecta, Diptera, Tephritidae. The record is from RefSeq and is a predicted model, not a curated record.